Molecule: messenger RNA, 2097 nt
Organism: Cyprinodon variegatus (sheepshead minnow)
Lineage: Eukaryota; Metazoa; Chordata; Actinopteri; Cyprinodontiformes; Cyprinodontidae
Gene: bbs1
Product: Bardet-Biedl syndrome 1
Exons: 7
Coding region: 339-2090 (583 amino acids)
Biological process (GO): protein localization to cilium; non-motile cilium assembly
Cellular component (GO): BBSome; centrosome; axoneme
Molecular function (GO): patched binding; smoothened binding
Source: RefSeq, a predicted model, not a curated record
AGGGGAAGAGGAAGUUACAGGCGGAUUUUUAAGGAUUAGAGCCGUAAAGGCAACGAGAAGAUUAGCAUUAAUCUUCUGGUUAGAUCUAACGGAUCCUCUGAGUCUGUUUUAGGCGUUUUUAUUCGGGGAAAAAGAGGAAAAGGUUCCGCGGAAACGAGAAGAAACGGACCGCGAGGCGCUGACUGCGGUCGCCUUGGCAACAGUGAGGCGUCUGUUAGCAGUGGACAAGAUGGCGGCGAAGCAGAUCCACAGCGGAGGAUUUCUGCUGCUCUAGCUGCCUUUUUACCGCCCCGAAAGCCUUCAGAGGUGUCUCCUGAUCAGUAGCUCCUCCUGCUGUCAUGUCUUCGCUGGAGUCCAAAGGAGACGGGGGGAAGUGGCUGGACGCCCACUAUGACCCGGUGGCCGGUCUCUACACCUUCUCCUCCUGCGUGGACCUGGCAGACCUGAGCGGGGACGGCGACAGCCGCCUGGUGGUGGGGGACCUGGGCACCGGCUCGACCGGCAUGAAGCUGAAGGUGUACCGCGGCACUGCGCUGAUGAGCGAGAGCACCCUGCUGGACCUGCCCGCCGGCCUCGUCGCCCUCUUCAUUGACCAGUUUGAGCCACGCAUUCCCGUUGUCGCCGUGGCGUCCGGACCCUGCGUCUACGUCUAUAAAAACCUGCGGCCGUACUUUAAGUUCACACUGCCCACCCUGGAGAUCAACCCUGUGGAGCAGGACAUGUGGCAGCAGGUGAGGGAGGGCCAAAUCGACCCAGUGAUGCUGAAGGAGAUGCUGGAGGACGUCAGGAAGAAGGCGGACGUGCCACUGUCUGACCGCUCCCUCCGCUUCCUGUCGCUGGCGGCCGACGAGGUGGACGAGUUCGUCCAGCUGCAUAAGCAGCAGCCAAUCAGGCGGCAGACCGUCAUCACCUGCAUCGGGACCCUGAAGAAGAGCACCGCUGAUGAAGAUGGGAUCAGCUGUUUGGUGAUCGGUACGGAGAACGCCGACGUCUUCGUCCUCGACCCCGAGGCCUUCAACAUCCUCAGCAAGAUGUGUCUCCCUGCUGUUCCCACCAUGAUGGACGUCACAGGUCAGUUCGAUGUGGAGUUUCGCAUCACAGUGGCGUGUCGUAAUGGCAGCAUCUACAUCCUGCGCAGGGAGUCGGAGAAACCAAAGUACUGCAUCGAGCUGCCGUCCCACCCGGUGGGGCUGGUGAGGGUCGGGAAGAACGUGAUCGUGGGAUGCAGCGACGAGAGCCUGCAGGGCUUCACUCAGAAGGGGAAGAAGCUGUGGAGGAUCCCGCUGCCCGCUCCCAUCACCACCAUGGCCGCCAUGGAGCUCCCCGCCAGGGGCCUUCAGGCGGUGCUGGUAGGCCUGGCGAACUGCCAGGUCCAGCUCUACAGGGACAAGAACCUGCUCAGCACCAUUAAGACGCCCGACGCCGUCACCAGCAUCUGCUUCGGUCGCUACGGCCGUGAAGACGGGACCCUCAUCAUGACAACGAAGGGCGGGGGCCUCAUGGUGAAGAUCCUGAAGAGAACUGCGGCGUUCGACGAGCGGGACGGCGCACCCGGCCCGCCGCUAGCUCAAAGCGUCCGCCUCAAUGUUCCCAAGAAGACCAAGCUGUACGUGGACCAGACGCUGAGGGAGCGGGAGAACGGGCUGGCCAUGCACCGCGCUUUCCACAUGGACCUGAGCCGCAUGAGGCUGGCCGCCGCCAGAACCUACUUCAAGGUUCUGGAGUCCAGCCUGACCCCCAUGUCCUGCAGCCUGUCAGAGCCGCUCAAGAUGAACGCCGUAGUCCAAGGCCUGGGCCCAUCCUUCAAGCUGACCCUCAACGUCCAGAACACGGCGUCCUGCCGGCCAGUCAUGAACCUGGCCAUCAGCUUCCUGUACGAUGACAACCUGUACCGCAUCAGGAACGCGUAUAUGAGGAUUCCGCUGCUGGUUCCUGGACUCAUCUACCCCAUCCAGACGUUCGUGGAGUGCGUCAGCGACAAGGGCGUCUCUGACAUCAUCAAGGUCUUUGUGCUGCAUGAGGAGAAGAGCGCGCCUCUGCUUACAGCUCACAUCAACAUGCCGGUCAGCGAGGGGCUGAUGCUCAGCUGAGCCUCGC